Messenger RNA from Vanrija pseudolonga, 583 nucleotides. It is a transcript of the gene RPB9, whose product is annotated as DNA-directed RNA polymerase II subunit RPB9. The coding region runs from base 25 to 396 and encodes 123 amino acids. The transcript is spliced from 5 exons. NCBI's taxonomy places the organism in Eukaryota, Fungi, Basidiomycota, Tremellomycetes, Trichosporonales, Trichosporonaceae. Gene Ontology annotation, biological process: transcription-coupled nucleotide-excision repair; maintenance of transcriptional fidelity during transcription elongation by RNA polymerase II; DNA-templated transcription. Gene Ontology annotation, molecular function: zinc ion binding; DNA-directed RNA polymerase activity; nucleic acid binding. Gene Ontology annotation, cellular component: RNA polymerase II, core complex. The record is from RefSeq and is a predicted model, not a curated record.
CUUACUCAUCUCGCCACCACCACCAUGCCGACGCUCAAGUUCUGCGGAGAGUGCAACAACCUCCUGUAUCCACGAUCAGACAACAACUCCAAGGUCCUCCUGUACCAGUGCCGCAACUGCAACUACUCUGAGAACGCGGUUGCCGAGGACAACUGGGCGCCAUGCGUGUACAAGAAUGACCUGUUGACGGUUGCGAUGGAACAAGCCGGCGAGACAAAAGACCUCGAGACGGACCCGACGCUGCAGCGCAAGGCGAUCCCCUGCCCCAAGUGCCAUCAUGAGGGAGCCGUCUUCUACCAGGACCAGGCGAAGCGGCAUACCACCAACAUGACGCUCUUCUACUACUGCAUGAACUGCAAGCAGCUCUUCCGCGACCCCAAGGUCAAGACGAGGUAGACGGCGCGGGCACGACUGUGGCUGUCGCUGCGGCGUAUUGCGCCAAUGUCCCCCUCGCGUCUCCGUUCUCGCUCCGCUCCGUGUUACGUCCUCAUCAGCAUCGGCAUUUCGCCUCGGCAUUCCGCCUGUUCCGUGUCUAGAUCGUCUCAGAAUCGUGUCUAGAAUGCAUUGUAUAGUACUGUAUGGG